CGAAGAAGGUCAUGCAGGGGACUUGGCCAACCCUCUCAUCCCGCCACCUAAAUUUAGCCGAAACGAAACCAAGGCAAGGGAAAACCCGAGAUCCGAACGCGAGCUAGGCUUCCAUUUCAGCAUCUCUCUCUCGGGCGAAGAUGAUGCCGCGCCACGACUCUCAGAAUCCAUUGAUGUGGAUUCAGGAGCUCGAGCAGAGGAGCCAUCAGGUAGCACCUCUUAGCCGGCGCCCUCAGCAACGACCGCCAGGGGCUUCCCUUGCCUGCUGCCGCCGUCGAGAUGACCGGAGCCGGCGAGGCGCCAUUGCUCCGCCUCCGGAAGGUGUACCAUGAGCGCUGCCCCGGGUGCAGGCAGGAGAGGAAGGUGCAGACGGACGGCAGGAUACCCUACACGGACUUCCUCUUCAUUUGGAUCGCGUGCUUGUGUGCCGCCCUACCAAUCCAGUCACUGUUCCCUUAUCUAUACUUCAUGAUCAGGGACUUGAAUGUCGCGAAGGAAGAGCAAGACAUUGGGUUCUAUGCUGGUUUUGUAGGGGCAACUUAUUUCCUUGGGAGAACCAUCAGUGCUGUGCCAUGGGGCAUGUUUGCUGACAAAUAUGGGAGGAAGCCCUGCAUUGUGAUCAGUAUCCUUGCAGUGAUUGUGUUUAACACACUCUUCGGCCUCAGCACGAGUUACUGGAUGGCAAUUGUAACUAGGGGGCUACUUGGGUUACUCUGUGGUAUACUAGGACCAAUCAAGGCCUACGCAUCAGAAGUCUGCCGGAGAGAGCAUCAAGCUCUAGGAAUUUCCCUUGUUACAUCUUCACGAGCAAUAGCUCUUGUUGUUGGACCAGCCAUUGGAGGAUUUCUUGCACAGCCUGCAAAGAAGUACCCGAAUCUUUUCUCCGAGGAGUCUAUAUUUGGGAGGUUUCCAUACUUCCUCCCUUGCUUCGUCAUAUCCGUUCUAGCAGCAGGAGCAUGUGUUGCCUGCAUUUGGCUUCCGGAAACUCUGCACAUGCACCAUGAUGACGAAGUAGAAGCUAUUGACGCACUGGAGGAGCAAGUUGUUGCUCCGAACUUACAAGAUGCGAAAGCUAAUCAGUUUGGAUCAGGAAGAAUGUCAUCUACUAAGAGACUGCUAAAGAACUGGCAGUUGAUGUCAGCUAUAACGCUGUACUGUGUCUUCUCACUCCAUGAUACAGCUUACCUUGAGAUAUUUUCACUCUGGGCUGUGAGCAGCAGAAAAUACAGGGGACUGAGUCUUACAUCCCAGGAUGUUGGCACUGUGCUAGCUAUCUCGGGUUUUGGUGUUUUGGUGUAUCAACUUGUAAUUUAUCCGUUCCUUGCCAAGUAUGCUGGAUUAAUCAAGCCAUUCCGUUUUGCAGCGGUGUUAUCUGUACUUCUCCUGACAACAUAUCCAUUCAUGGCCAACCUAUAUGGCCUGGAGCUCAAAAUACUCAUCAACAUAGCUUCUCUUCUGAAGAAUAUGUUUGCGGCUACGAUUACAAUUGCAUGCAACAUUCUGCAGAACACUGCGGUGACACAAGAACAAAGAGGUGUAGCAAAUGGCAUCUCUGUGACUCUUAUGUCAAUCUUUAAAGCCGUAGCUCCAGCAGCAGCAGGAAUUCUGUUUUCGUGGGCUCAGAAGCACAUAACUGGGAUGUUCUUACCAGGUGACCAGAUCUUGUUCCUGAUGCUGAACAUGGUGUCGGUUAUUGGGCUUGCACUGUCGUUCAAGCCAUUUUUCUCUAUGCCGAGUGCGAUGCGAUGAUAUGGCCAUAGUUGUGCAUAUGUAGUUAGUUAAGUAAAAAACAGCGGCGCUGCCAGAUUGCAGGCCUGAACCUAAACUAAGUGAAUUCAUGUAUUGUAUCAUCACAUGUUUUUCUUAUUUUCGGCUGUGUAAUCAUAUGUGAUGAGUAUCUUGUUUUCUUUUUUUGUUGCCUAAACUUCGAGACACCGGAUUUGUGAUUGUGUGAUUGUACUGAUAAUUCAGUAACCAGAUCAGGCCUUCUUCCUGGAAUCCUGAUCGGUAGAGUAGCAGUUAUGUCUUCAACUCAA
Messenger RNA from Brachypodium distachyon (stiff brome), 2036 nucleotides. Its product is annotated as probable peptide/nitrate transporter At3g43790. Gene Ontology annotation, molecular function: transmembrane transporter activity. Bases 280 to 1749 code for a protein of 489 amino acids. Gene Ontology annotation, biological process: transmembrane transport. The transcript is spliced from 17 exons. The record is from RefSeq and is a predicted model, not a curated record. NCBI's taxonomy places the organism in Eukaryota, Viridiplantae, Streptophyta, Magnoliopsida, Poales, Poaceae.